UCAUCUGGGCUCCAAUUCCAUAACUAGACUAAAUUAUGGUUUCUAAAUGUCCCUCAAGCUUGCAAAUCCUUCCUCUGAAGGGCAUGUCUAGAAGCUCUUUCUACUAAACUUAAUCUAUCUAAGAGGACAGUGGUGAAGGAGGCAACCUGCCCAAUAUGUGAGCAGGUACCUCAAACAGUGAUGCAUAUCUUAUGGGAUUGUAUAUCAGAUAGGGAUGUGUGGGGGCAAAGCUCAAUUAGAAUUAAAAAAUUUACCUCUCAAUGUUCUAGUUUCAAAGCUUUAAUGGAGGAGAUAAUUGGACUUUUUGAUCAAAACUUAAUGGAUGAGAUUGUUGUUACAACUUGGAAACUUUGGUCUAGAAGAAAUGAGUUGAUAUUCAAAGGCAAGUUCCCUCAUCCCAAUCAGGUGCAGCAGUCCAUAAUUUUGUUGAAUGAGCUCAAGCAAGCUAACUGCAGACUCGAUAUCCCCCCCUGCAAACACAACUCAAGGCCUCUCAACCUGGCAAGCUCCCCCUACAAAUGUUUAUAAAAUAAAUUGGGCUGCUGCAGUGGACAAAAUCAAUUGUAAGGCUGGUUCAUCAUCCAUGACUGGGAGGGCACUGUGAAAGCAACACUGAGAAAUAACUAUGACAUUUUUCCAGACCCUUCACUAGCUGGGACCAUUGCUGCUCUCUAUGCAGUCAAAUUUACUCAAGAGCAAGGUUUUAGAAAGAUCAUAUUGGAAGGAGACUCUCUAAUCGUGAUUGAAAGGAUCAAGAAGAACCAAAGUAAAGACACUUGCUGUGGAAUGUUUAUGGCUGAAAUCUUGGAGACCUUGGCAGAGUUUGAACAAUGGUCAGUAAAUCAUAUUGGGCGGGAUUGUAACAAGGCAGCACAUGCCUCAAGUAAAGAGGCUUUGGGAGCUCAGGAGUCACAAUUGAUCUCCACGAGUUUCCCACAUGUAUUCUCCCUUUUUGUUAAGAAAUAUAAGAGUUAAAUCUAUUACUCAAAAAAAAAAAAAAAAAAAAAGCCAUUCGGUCAUUUCUUAUAAGCAGUUACGCGGUUAUUUGCAGGAAAACGAGAAGAGAGAGAGAGGGGGGGGGGGGGGGGGAGCCAUGUCCGCAUAUAUCCCUGAAGAUUUGGUUCUUGAAAUUCUCCCCGGGCUUCCCCUAAAAUGUCUUAUUCGAUUCCGAUCCGUCAGCAAAUCUUGGGCCACCCUCAUAGGCACUCCCGAUUACCUCUCCAAAAGUCUCAUCAACGAUUGUAUUCUCGCCAACCCUUCCCAUCAACUCCUCUUCGUAAAACGCGCCCCCAAAUCCAUAGACGGAAGACUGUCUUACUCAUUCCUGUGCUACAGCACUCUGGCCUCUGCCUCUAAAACUCAUCAAGAUCUUCCGUUACAAAACCCGUAUGAUAUUAAGAUUGCGGGUUCCUGUAAUGGCUUGCUCUGUCUCUUUGACUACUACGGCAACGGCAACAUCGUUGUCUGGAACCCCACCACGCUGGAGUUCAUGCUCCUCCCUCACGCUUGGUUCGUGGACACCGUCUGUUUUGGUUUCGACCCGAUACACGACGAGUUUAAGGUUUUGAGGAUUCGCUAUGUGCAGGAGAGUGAUGAGCCGGAUCUCCCUCCAUACCGGGCUUGUCCUGUCCGUCUGAACCAGGAAGUGGAGGUUUAUAGCCUAAGCGGCGGUUCUUGGAGAAAUCUUGUCGUCGAUGUUGAAGUGCCUAAGUUUCAAGGAGUCGAUUCAUCUUAUAUGAAUGGUGUUUGUUUCUGGUUGGCGCAAAGUUAUUAUGGGGACGAGAAGAUUGUUGCGUUCGACGUGUGCGACGAGGUGUUCCGAACGAUGGCAUUGCCCAAUUAUAGUCUUGUAUAUGGUGAAUUCACUUGGAGGACUCUCACGGUACUAAAAGAAUCGGUUGCUUUGAUAGUUUAUCCUCGUAAAGAUAAUGGGGAGGAGAGAUUCCUGGAUAUAUGGGUGUUGCUGGAGUUUGGUGUUAAAGAAUCUUGGAUUCGGCUGGUGAGGAUCGUACCCAUUUGCGGCUUUGGAUGGCCGUUGGGGUUUUGGAAGAGGGGUGAGUUGUUUAUUGUGCGCAGAGAGGGGCAGCUGGUAUUGUAUGACCCUUUUACUCAGACAGUAAGAACUCUACAGCUUGAUGGGGAGUGGUUCCAGGUUCUACCUUUCACCCGUAGUUCAGUUGGGAUCAACGGAUCGGGAUUUUUAGAUGGUUAG
Messenger RNA from Juglans microcarpa x Juglans regia, 2212 nucleotides. Its product is annotated as F-box protein At3g07870-like. Gene Ontology annotation, molecular function: protein binding. NCBI's taxonomy places the organism in Eukaryota, Viridiplantae, Streptophyta, Magnoliopsida, Fagales, Juglandaceae. The coding region runs from base 938 to 2212 and encodes 424 amino acids. The record is from RefSeq and is a predicted model, not a curated record. The transcript has a single exon.